AUGCGCGACCGCCAAGCCCGCGGCAAGAAUCCCUACAAGGAGCUUGAAACCGACGACAUCCGCCUUGGAAGAGGUGUCAAGACUGAGCCGUUUGAGGAUCGGGAAAGACGGGGGUUUGCGUUGUCGGUGCUGGAUAAUCCUGAGCAGUUGAUGAUGUAUGCGCAGAGCAUGGGUGAUAGUGUGCCGGGUCAGAGGUUACGAUUCAUGGCUAUGUUGUGCGGGUUUGAGGAGAAGAAGCACGGUCAUGGGCAUGGACAUGGACAUGCGGGCAAGGAGCGAGAUAAGGGGAGGAGAUGA
Molecule: messenger RNA, 297 nt
Organism: Pochonia chlamydosporia 170
Lineage: Eukaryota; Fungi; Ascomycota; Sordariomycetes; Hypocreales; Clavicipitaceae
Exons: 3
Coding region: 1-297 (98 amino acids)
Source: RefSeq, a predicted model, not a curated record